UCGCGUUGCCUAGGCUACCCGAUGCAACUUAGAGCUUUGCGUGCCUUGACCAACACAAUAAGAAGACUGCUGACGCGAACAGAUUAUUUGCAUAUCAUAUUUUUAAAAUGGUUGUAGAAUAAACAUGUAUUUCUAUCAUAUACUUAAAAAUGUUGUGGAAUAAAAUAUAUUCUAUGACAUGCAAUGCACGCGUUCCAUACACAUAGACGGCACGGCGCUGAUUUUAGCCAACAAGUACUGGAUUGUUCAGUGAAAGGCCAAGGGCAAGUUGAAUUUAUACUGCAACCAUGGACAAAUUGAAUUCCCGAACAACCACUACCUCGGUUAUAAAACGUCCCAUUUUAUAGCAUGUCUCAUAUGAAUGGUUACACGUUGUUUAUACCUACAGUGUUUUUGUUAUACAGUUCCGGGAGGUGUAGCUGUGCUAGCUAAAGAAAGCUCAACAAUAGACCGCUACCAGUUUUCUUUUUUUCUUUUCCCAAUUUAGAACCAAAUCGCCUCUUUCUCCUACUUCAGAAAGACAGGAUCGCCAAACCAGGAGCAAUCAGACUAGAUCUGCAUCACGGCAUCUCUCGCACCGCUUUCUUGGUGUGGACUGACUGACCUAAACCCUAACUCUGGAUACUGGACCCCAGUGGCACUGUAAGGGAAUUGAGGUGCCUCGAGAGUGCUUGAGGACCACCACGUCAUGUCACAGCAAAACAGGGGUGGGGUGCUAAACCCUGCGUACCACCACUCCGAGACCCUGGAGAUGGACCAAGGCUCACCUCGGAGGUCACAGCACCAGAACCCCUACGCGAGCGAAGACUUCAGGCCACAGUGGGACGGGGGGCCGGCAGGGAGGGACGACCCAGAGGUGUUGCCCCCCUACGAUAUUGAGCAGAGCCCCAGGGACACCACAGAGGACAUCCCAAUGAGAUCCCUGCCGUCUGAGCAGGGCUUUGGCAGACCGUACCCCUCCACCUCCUUCAAGGAGCCCCCCCAGGUCUGCAGCGGGUUUGUGGCAGCUAACCCAGGGUUCAAGUGGGGCCCAGCCAAUGAGAACAGCUCAGCACCCCCAGGCUGGCAGCAAAACUCCCUUCAGGGCCUUCAAGAAUACAGACAAGGAGGGGAGAGCUCGGUACGGCAGCGAGGAGUGCGGAGAUACAGCCUCUUCCCUGCUGGAACGUUGAGCGGCUCCGCACUGGGAAGACUGGGAUUUAAAGAGGAUGAGUUCCAGGACAUGUUGGAGGAAGAGAGGCAGGAUCUGGUCAGAGAGCUGGCUGCCAUGUCCUCCAGGGACUGUCUCCAAGCUGUCCGCCAACUACCCAUGAACCUCCGGGAGAAGGACAUUAUCAGGAAGACAGUGCUACUUGUGAAGACGUCUACGAAACAGCUGCAGGAACAGAACUGCUGUACGGACUGCACACAGAAUGUUUCAAUGUCCUUUAGGAGGUGCUGUGCCAGCCUCUCCGCCGUGCCCCAGGCUCUGCAGCUCUGGCAGGGCACCCUGAAGGAGAUCGGGGGUAAGUUUGGCACCAGUGUCCUCUCCUACUUCCUCUUCCUAAAAUGGCUGCUCAUGUUCAACAUCUUCUCCUUCCUGGUCAACUUCGGCUUCAUCACCGUGCCACAGCUGCUUGACCACGAGGCCAAGAAUAUCGGGACAUUCCGGGGGCUGGAGAUACUGACUGGAGCGGGAUAUUUCAGCAACUCUGUGCUGUAUUACGGUUUCUACUCAAACGGCACAGUGUCUGGGGGCAGUGCUAGCAGUAACUCUAUGUCUGGGAUGCCUCAGUACAACAUGCAGCUGGCAUACUUCUUCACCAUCGUAGCCUACCUGGUUCUGUGCUGCAUUAGCCUUGUCUACAGCGCUGCACGCUCGUUCCAGGAGAACUUCAUGCUGGCUGGGGCUGUGGUCGGCAAUGCUGGGAGGCUGCUGUGUAGCUGGGACUUCAGCGUGAUCAAUGAGAAAGCUGUGCGUCUGAGGCAGGACAACCUGCGCACACAGCUCAAGGAGUCACUGUCUGAGCAGACCAGUGAGAAUCUUUCGCUCAUGUCCCAGAAACUUGCUCGCUUUGGGAUCCACGUGGCUGCUUGGUUUGUUUCUACAGGGAUGGCUGCAGGCUGCUGCGCCGGCGUCUACUUCCUGUGUCUCUACAACAUGAAAUUGAUCGAUGAGUCCCAUGCAUCCCAGAGCCUGACAGCCGAGGCAGGCACUCUGCUCCUCCCCAUCGUGGUAUCCCUUAUCAACCUGGUCAUCCCACUCCUCUACUCCCUGUUCAAGAAGGUGGAGCCUUUCACCUUCCCCCGGCACCAGAUCUAUGCUCUCAUCAUUAGGAACGUUCUUCUGAAGAUGUCCAUCUUGGCUAUGCUGUGCUACUUCUGGCUGGAAAAAGUUGUGGAAAGUGACAAAAUCAAAUGCUGGGAGACGUUCGUGGGGCAGGAUAUCUACAGGCUCGUCAUCAUCGACUUCAUAUUCUGUCUCCUGGGCUCCUUAUUUGGGGAGUUCCUGCACAAAGUGAUCGGAACAAAAUGCCUGAGUAGUCUUGGAGUUCCAGAGUUCGACAUUGCACGGAACGUUCUAGACCUGAUCUACGCACAGACUCUGGCCUGGAUUGGGAUUUUCUUCUCUCCACUGCUGCCUGUCAUUCAGAUCAUAAAACUCUUUCUGAUCUUUUACCUUAAAAAGGUGAGCUUGAUGCAGAACUGCCAUCCUCCUCAGCGAUCGUGGCGGGCGGCUCAGAUGAUCACCGCCUUCAUCCUCCUCCUCUUCUUCCCAUCCUUCUCCGGGGCGCUGUCCGUGGUAGCAUUCACUGUCUGGAGGAGGGCCCCCUCUAAGACCUGCGGUCCGUUCCGAGGGCUGGCUGUACCCUACGAUGCCGUGUCUCAGUGGAUGGAUUCCGUGGAAAUCAACUUCCCCAGGUCCAGUUGGGUUGUGUGGAUCUACAAUAACCUGAUCAAGAGCGUCCUGUUCUUCCUCAUCCUCACACUCCUCGUCUUGAUUCUGAUCUACCUCUUCUGGCAGAUCGUAGCAGGACGCAAAGUCCUCAUUGCCCUCCUUCAGGAGCAGAUCUCUAACGAAGGGAAGGACAAGACUUUCCUGUUGGAGAAGAUAGAGAAGCUGAAGGCUCAGAGCAGCGCUCAAACAGCACAGAGAGGAGGGGUGAGCCAGCGCACUGGUUCAAAAGGUUUCAAAAGGAGCCGGAGAAGGAGUAAGGAUCGGGGUUCAAGAGGCUCCGAGAGAGGCAGGGUGUCAAGUAUUGACCAGGGUUCAAGGAGCCCUGGAAGGGUCAGGGUGCCAGGUCGAGAUUCAGGGUCAAGGGGCUCCGGAAGGGUCUGGAUGCUGGGGCAAGACGUGGGUUCAGUGAGCCCUGGAAGGGGCAGGGUGCCUGGAUAUGAGCCGAGCUCCAGAGGAAGGGACACAGCAUUGCCUGGAUAUGUACAGGAGGACAGGGGGGCCACCUCUCUGCAGGGCUCGGAGAGGGGAUAUCCAGGAAAAGCUGAUUACCCGCGGGAUGAUCCGUACUCCCAGGAAGACGGCACAACUCCCCCUGUCUCUGACGCAUUGGUGCAGACUCUACUCGCUCAGAGGCAGGCUAAGGAAGAGGAUGAAGAGGAGGGAUAUUAAAGAUAGUGGAUUAAUCCAGCACCUUACACAAGCGGGACAGUUCUCUUGAGCUGAACACAUAACCUGGGCUGUAGUGAGCACCUCUUUAGCACCUGUUGAAAUGGGCAACCAAACCAGCUGAUCUAGCAUAGCAUUUUAUACGGUUCGUUAUCAGAAACUCCACUUCCUGCAAUUGAAUGCUUUAACCCUGAUUGUCUUCCGCUCAUAAAGAUUUUGUUUUUUUGAAUGUCAUUUAAUACAUUUUUUUGAAAUAUAUUUAAAUUUGAAAUGUGAAAAGUGUGUGUUGUGUUUUUUUUUUUUUUUAUUCCCAACAUUGACACCUUCUUUCUAACCUUUAGAAUGGUUGAAGGAUUCCUUAAGAAAAUAGAAGGUGUUGAUACAGUAUUUAAAGUCACUCUGAGAAGCAAGACUAUAACUUUUGGGUGCUGACCCAGAUGAGAUGAAACAUUGACAUUGGUUGCAAGUUAUUCCACAUACUGUGAAUGCAGCUCAUUGAGACCUUUUGCUCUCACAAUUCACACACCUGAUUGGCCGUGCCAUUCAUGGGUAUAUCUUGUCCGAAUUCAUAUUUGUUGCAUUUGAUGUACCAUUUGUUUGAGAGGAUAGAUUCAGUAUUUCACCACAGCUGCAGAAAUUACUCCAGGCCUGAAGGAAUAUUUGUGGGAAUAACCCUCACCUUCGACCUGAUUGGCUGUGUCCUUGGUCAUGUGGUAGUCAUCGAGACAAUUAGUAUAUUGAGCCUGUUCAACUACAAAAACUACUCAAUUCAGACUAAGAACUCACAGCAUAAUGCA
This is a messenger RNA of Acipenser ruthenus (sterlet), 4401 nucleotides long. RefSeq names its product transmembrane channel-like protein 5. Gene Ontology annotation, molecular function: mechanosensitive monoatomic ion channel activity. The coding region runs from base 689 to 3607 and encodes 972 amino acids. The record is from RefSeq and is a predicted model, not a curated record. Gene Ontology annotation, cellular component: plasma membrane. Lineage: Eukaryota; Metazoa; Chordata; Actinopteri; Acipenseriformes; Acipenseridae. The transcript has 23 exons.